GGGCUUUGCGUUGCGUUGCGUACCCUGCCAUCCGCGUCCCUAUCCACCCGUCCCGUCCCUCCUGCCUCUGCCUUGCCUUCUCCCCCGCCGCACCGUCGUCUUCCUCCCCCCUCCUCCCCUCCCCCUACCUCCCCCUUUCCGCAAGAGCCGGGUUCUUGUUGGUGAAAUCUUCAAGGAACAGGGACUUGGGAGCCAAGGAAGAGGCAGAGAAAGAAAUCUGGGCGAUACGGUUUUCCUUUGAUUCCUAACCGGCCCGAUUCGUUCUAGCUCGACCUGUUUCUUUGAUUGAUUUGAUUUUUUGCCUCGGGGGAAUUUCGCUUUCACGAUUGGCGGAUCCCGGGGGGGCAUCCGAUUCGCGAUCGGGUUGUGUGGGAUUAGAUUCUCGGUGCAACGUAAUUUGAUAAGAACGGGAGGUAAUCAAGAAGGCAUCGGUUCUUGUUGCUGUUGCUGCUGCUGCUGCUGCUGUGUACCAUCGGAGUCGCGAUCGGGGGCAGCCCGAUCCCGGCGGCGGCGGCGAUGUCCGACGGGCUAGAUCGGUGGCGCGACUUCUUCCGGGGCGCCGGCGUCGGCAUCUGCGAGGUGAUCGAGAAGGCCAUCCUCGUCGCCGCGGCCGACCAGCCGGAGGAGUUCCUGCGCCGCCGCGACCGCAUAGCUGAGAGGCUCUUCAACGCGGUCCUCGCGACGCGGCCCUCCAGCCACGGCUGCACCGGCAGCACCCUCUCCGUGCUCCCCGCGACCCCCGCCGUCGUGGAGGACAAGGGCAGCGUGCGCCGCGUCCCUGAGAAGGAGAGCAAGGUCGAUAGCAGCAGCCUCGGCGCGCCCGGUAGGGGCCUGCCCCUGCCCAACCAUGAAGUUGAAGACUCUGACUCCGACUCUGAGGACGACGAGCGCCUCCGCCGCGCUGCUGCCUGCAACUAUGGCCACAACUAUGACGACGACAACGAAGAGGAAGAGGAGGAGCAGGCUGCUGCGACACAAGAGGAAGAUGGCCACCCUGAAGAUGACCAUGCGGCUGCUGACGAGCUGGAGGCGCUCACCAACGAGAUGGACGAGGAGUCACAGAUCGUCCGGGAGGUCCUCCGCAUCAAGGAGCUUCUCUUGCACAAGCAAGACCACUCGGAUUCUACUCUGUUUGAAUCGCUGAGAAGGCUGCAAUUGAUGCAAUUGUCCGUCUCCACGCUGCAGGCUACUGAGAUUGGGAGGGCUGUUAAUGGUCUUCGGAAGCACAACUCGCAGCAGAUUCGUCACCUUGUGCAGACACUCAUCCAAGACUGGAAAAUUUUGGUUGAUGAGUGGGUCAUGACUACUGUCGCCCUUACAGACAACUCCCCGUUAACUUCAAACCCUUCUGUUGUGGAUGAUGAGGAUGAAGAACAAGGCCUUCCUUCUCCACCUUUGGAUGAAGGAGCAUUCUUUGCUCCUGAGACUACUGCUAUUCAACUCUCUGAGUUCUUUGAUGAAAUGGAUGAAGAUGGAAACUUGAGACAUAACAAUGAUGCACGCCCUGGAAACAAGAGGGAAAAUAAUGGCAGGAGGCCUGCAAACAUUUCAGCUGUUGCAAAACCAGAACUUACUCGUCCUGUUGGAACUGCUGAAAGAGUUCAGGUCAGGAAGCCAGAAUUGACAAGGCAAUCGCCGUCAAUGAGGCAAGCAAACCAGCAAAAAUCUCAAAGUUCAAGUUUGCAAGCCAAACCCCAUGGCAUGCUCAACAAGCAAUCGAGGCCUCCAGGCUCUGAAUCUGGAUCUGUAAGACCAAUAAGGGCAGCUCCUCAGCAGAAGCCUGUCGGUGAGAUGAAAUACAAACAGACUCAAGAUCACUUUGCUGUCGAAAGAAAACCUGCAAUGGGUCGUGUGGAUAAAUCAAGACCCCCUGUACAAUCUUCAGCUGGGGUCAGGCUUGAGUCGGCAAAGCCGAAGACCUAUGAUGGUUUGGAAAGCAACGGAAGGCUAGAGGUAGCGAAACGUAAACUCCAGGAACGCUACCAGGAAGCUGAAAAUGCAAAAAAGCAGCGCACGAUACAAGUAAUGGAGCUGGGUGACAUACCAAAGCCUAAGAAUCAUAACCGGCAACCUAUUAUGAAGUCAAGGAAUAACAUUAGAAGUCGGGCAAAUGGUCGGCGCUAAUUCUUCUGUGACUUGUUUUUCUUCACCUGAUGAAUUGUUGCCGUUCCCUUGGUCCAAAGGAAACAACUGAACUUAGUUGUCAGGACCAAAACCGUAUUUUUGAACAUAGACACCUCUGAUGGAGAGUUCUCCUUGAAGUUGCAAGAGUUGCGCUGGAUGCAAUAUACUUUUGCGUUCGGUGAGUCUUUAAGUCAUGUUUGGAUAAUUGCUCUUGCAUUGGGAGUUUGGAGAGUUUAGUCAUGUCUGGAUAACUAGAGAUUAGACAUGUAGUCCGUCCUGUAUCGGCUGUGGCUAUUUUUCUUCCUCUUUACUUCAAAGGAAGCUGUAGAUCCCAGAUAGAAUAAUCGUCAAUAUUUGGUACAUUCCAUCUCAGCCUCAACUUUACAUGGAAACUGAUUUAGCGGAACA
This is a messenger RNA of Brachypodium distachyon (stiff brome), 2532 nucleotides long. RefSeq names its product probable mediator of RNA polymerase II transcription subunit 26a. Lineage: Eukaryota; Viridiplantae; Streptophyta; Magnoliopsida; Poales; Poaceae. Bases 517 to 2124 code for a protein of 535 amino acids. The transcript is spliced from 9 exons. The record is from RefSeq and is a predicted model, not a curated record. Gene Ontology annotation, cellular component: nucleus.